AACACAGCAGACAUCGCUGUCAUUGCUGGCUACUUCCUUUUGGUCAUCGGGGUCGGUCUGUGGUCCAUGUGCCGGACAAACCGGGGUACCAUUGGAGGAUACUUCUUGGCCGGGAGGAGCAUGAUUUGGUGGCCGGUUGGGGCCUCUCUCUUUGCCAGCAACAUUGGGAGUGGACAUUUCGUGGGCCUGGCUGGGACAGGAGCAGCAAGUGGACUAGCUGUGGCAGGAUUUGAGUGGAAUGCCCUCUUUGUGGUGCUGCUCCUGGGCUGGCUGUUUGCACCUGUGUACCUGACUGCUGGAGUCAUUACUAUGCCCCAGUACCUGAGGAAGCGCUUUGGGGGUCAUCGAAUCCGCCUCUACCUUUCAGUGCUGUCCCUCUUCCUCUACAUCUUCACCAAAAUCUCUGUAGAUAUGUUCUCUGGGGCUGUGUUCAUUCAGCAAGCUCUGGGCUGGAACAUCUAUGCCUCUGUUAUUGCCCUGCUGGGCAUCACCAUGAUCUACACAGUGACAGGUGGCCUGGCUGCACUGAUGUACACAGAUACAGUUCAGACUUUCGUCAUGCUUGGGGGAGCAUUCAUUCUCAUGGGCUACGCCUUCAAUGAGGUGGGCGGGUAUACAGGCCUCUUUAACAAGUACUUGGAAGCCAAGACCACACAAACCUUUUCUGAGGACCCCAUGGUGGGCAACAUCUCUCCCUCCUGCUACCAGCCUCGUGCUGACUCUUUUCAUCUCUUCCGGGAUCCAAUGACUGGGGACCUGCCUUGGCCAGCCCUGAUAGUAGGGCUCACCAUUGUCUCUGGGUGGUACUGGUGCAGCGACCAGGUUAUCGUACAGAGAUGCCUGGCAGGAAAGAACUUGACCCACAUUAAGGCUGGUUGUAUUCUAUGUGGCUACCUGAAGCUGCUGCCCAUGUUUCUAAUGGUCAUGCCAGGAAUGAUUAGCCGAAUUCUCUUCCCAGAUAAGGUGGCAUGUGUGGCUCCAGAAGUGUGUAAGCAGACCUGUGGUACAGAGGUUGGCUGUUCCAACAUUGCCUAUCCCCUAUUGGUGGUGAAACUCAUGCCCAACGGUCUCCGUGGACUAAUGCUGGCUGUCAUGCUGGCUGCUCUCAUGAGCUCCCUGGCCUCCAUCUUCAACAGCAGCAGCACUCUCUUCACUAUGGAUAUCUACACCAGGCUCCGACCUCGAGCUGGAGACAAAGAGCUGCUGCUGGUGGGCCGGCUCUGGGUGCUAUUUAUCGUUGCGAUCUCAAUUGCCUGGCUCCCUGUGGUCCAGGCUGCACAGGGGGGUCAGCUCUUUGACUACAUCCAAGCUGUCUCCAGCUACCUGGCCCCACCAGUUUCAGCAGUCUUCAUUCUUGCCCUCUUUGUGCCCAGGGUCAAUGAACCAGGUGCCUUCUGGGGGCUAAUCGGGGGCCUCCUGAUAGGGCUGGCCCGCCUCAUCCCAGAGUUCUCCUUUGGCACUGGCAGUUGCGUCCGGCCCUCCUCCUGCCCCAGUCUCUUCUGUGGUGUCCACUACCUCUACUUUGCCAUCGUGCUUUUCAUCUGUUCCUGUAUCAUAAUCCUCACCAUAUCCUUCUGCACAGCACCCAUCCCCCAAAAGCAUCUCCACCGCCUUGUGUUCAGCCUCCGUCACAGUAAAGAAGAACGGGAGGACCUGGACAUGGAUGAGCAGGAAGCAGAACCCCCUGAAUUCCCUGUGCAGAAUGGCCAGCUGGAACAUGCAGUAGAGAUGGAUGGUAGGCCACUGGGGACAGGGGACCAGCCCUCUCUUCAAAGCACUGAGCCUUCUUUUCCUUCAGAACCUCCACCUGCAGCCCCAGGCCUACUCCACCGCUGCCUGCUCUGGUUCUGUGGGAUGACUGGAAGUGACCCAAGUAGCUCCUCACCUCCCACAGCUGUGGAAAUAACAGCCCAGCAACUGGAAGACAUUACUGAGGACCCACGCUGGGCUCGAUUUGUCAACCUCAAUGCACUGUUCAUGAUGGCGGUGGCAGUCUUCCUCUGGGGCUUUUAUGCCUGA
This is a messenger RNA of Trichosurus vulpecula (common brushtail), 2019 nucleotides long. It is a transcript of the gene SLC5A2, whose product is annotated as solute carrier family 5 member 2. The record is from RefSeq and is a predicted model, not a curated record. Gene Ontology annotation, cellular component: plasma membrane. Gene Ontology annotation, molecular function: D-glucose:sodium symporter activity. The transcript is spliced from 14 exons. Lineage: Eukaryota; Metazoa; Chordata; Mammalia; Diprotodontia; Phalangeridae. The coding region runs from base 67 to 2019 and encodes 650 amino acids. Gene Ontology annotation, biological process: transmembrane transport; sodium ion transport.